CCGUGGGUGGCCCUCCCGAAGCCUCGCUCCAGGACCGGGGAACGCGGCGCAACUCUUGCCUGGAUCCCAGCCUUUGCGACCUCCCUUGUCCCUCUCACCCGCGUACAGUCCCGGGCUGAAGCGGGGGGAUCGCGGGCGCCCUGAGUUCUCACCCCCCGCAUUUCAGUCUCCUGUCAUCCGGUUGCACACAUUCUUGAGAGGUGAUUCCUAAAGCAGCUGGGAACCUGAAGCUGUGAAAGGGGCUGCGGAAAAUGAGCUGCAGUUCAAAACCCAGAAGCAGAACUUGAUGAUUUAACCACUGACCCGUUUCACAGAAUGUUUCAUGUAUUCGUGGACCAAAAGAUGGAGUUGAUUUUUGUUUUUAAAAAGAUAUUGUUGAUGAUCUGAUACAACUGUACGUGUUCACUUGACAGAGAUUCAUGGAGUGACCAUUAAGUUGGACUAGUAAUCAUUUCUGAAAGUUUCUUCAAGCACAGUUUAAAAUUCAAGUGUCAACGAAUAUUCGGCUUAAAACAGUAUAAUGAUAUAUUUUCUCUGAGUACUGCAAAUUUCAGAGACCACAGUUGGAUUCCAGUUAUAUUCUACAAUCAAAGUGAUUCAAUUCUUUGAUAAAGUUAAUUUCGAAGAAUUUUAUGUUUGUAAACAGCACUAAAAGAUGGGAGAAAAAAAUGGUGCCGUACCUCUUGCUUCAUGAUUAUGUUCUUGCAAUAAAUCUUAGUAUCUAGCUGAAUAAUGGAGCAAACUUGGACAGACAGUGGAGCUGUAAGAUGAUCUUCUUCAUUUCUAGAGGUGAUGCAGAAACUUUCUGGAUGGAGCUGGAAGAUGAUGGGAAAGUGGAUUUCAUAUUUGAACAAGUGCAAAAUGUGCUGCAGUCACUGAAAAAAAAGAUCAAAGAUGGGUCUGCCACAAAUAAAGAAUACAUCCAAGCAAUGAUUCUAGUAAAAGAUGCAACUAUAAACCACAAUUCAACAUUGAUAAAGGAUCAUACAUCUGUGACCCAGAAUGCAGAAGAAAACAAAUCAAGUUCAUUGCCCUCAACGUCAUAUGAAGACUUCUUUCCAAAAGACUGCACCUCUCUAUCUACAGAAAACCAGGAAAUUCCCCCUAUGGAAAAUAAAGUUGCAGACUUAAGAGAAAAAGAAUCUUCUUUAAAUUUAUCUUACCAAAAGCAUGAGUGCUCUGGCGCCUGUCUGAUGAAAAUGCCACUUACCUUCAAGGGGGAAAACCCUCUGCAGCUACCAAUCAAAUGCCAUUUCCAAAGACGACACGCGAAGACAAACUCUCAUUCUUCAGCACUCCACGUGAGUUAUAAAACCCCUUGUGGAAGGAGUCUACGAAACAUGGAGGAAGUUUUUCGUUACCUGCUUGAGACAGAGUGUAACUUUCUAUUUACAGAUAACUUUUCUUUCAAUACCUAUGUUCAGUUGACUCGGAAUUACCCAAAGAAAGAAGAAAUUGUUUCUGAUGUGGAUAUUAGCAAUGGAGUGGAAUCGGUGCCCAUUUCUUUCUGUAAUGAAGUUGACAAUAGAGAACUUCCACAGUUUAAGUACAGAAAGACUAUGUGGCCACGAGCAUGUUAUCUAAACAGCUUUUCCAACAUGUUUACUGAUUCAUGUGACUGUUCUGAGGGCUGCGUAGACAUAACAAAAUGUGCGUGUCUUCAACUGACAGCAAGGAAUUCCAAGACUUGCCCCUUGUCAAGUAAUAAAAUAACCACUGGAUAUAAAUAUAAAAGACUAGAGAGACAGAUACCUACUGGCAUUUAUGAAUGCAGCCUAUUAUGCAAGUGUGAUCGGCGAAUAUGUCAAAACCGAGUUGUCCAGCAUGGACCUCAAGUAAGGCUACAAGUGUUCAAAACUGAGAAGAAGGGAUGGGGAGUGCGCUGUCUAGAUGACAUUGACAGAGGGACGUUUGUUUGCAUUUAUUCAGGAAGAUUACUAAGCAGAUCUAACACUGAGAAACCUGAUGCUAUUGAUGAAAAUGGAAAAGAAGAGAAUAUUAUGAAAAAUAUGUUUUCCAAAAAGAGGAAAAUAGAAGUUACAGAUUGUGAGAUUGAAGUUAUCCCAAUAGAACUGGAAGCACGUCCUGGAAGUAUGGAGACUCAGGAGUAUCCACCUAAGCUCCAUAGUAAUACCAAAGAGCCUGUUAUAGGAAUGAAAUAUAACAGCAUUUCAAGAAUUCGGUAUCAUUCAGUCAUUAGAAGUCCUAAAACCAAGACGGUCAUUAUUCAACACAAUGGGAAAAAUAUGGGAUUUACUUCCUCAGAGUCUGUCGCCUCAGAAGAUAAUGGGGAACUUAAUCCAGCUCAAGUACAUCUGAACUCUAAAGCCAAGGAAACGAGAAAGGACUCAAGCUCAAACCAAGUUGAAGAUUCUGAAGACAACGAUGUGAUAGAUAUAACCAAGUGUAGAGAAGAAACUCCGUCGGGGGGCACAUGUCACCAAGCAGUCACACUGGGUGACACGAACGAGGCUCAACUACAAAAGCCCCAAGAGGAAAAGUCUCCAGCAUGUCAAAACCAGCAGGUCUUUUGUGGUAAAGAGUUACCAAAUGAAACCAAGGAUGCUUCAUCUGAUUCUCUAGAGAAGUUCAAUAAAGGGAAUGUGUUUUUAUUGGAUGCCACAAAAGAAGGAAAUGUGGGCCGCUUCCUUAAUCAUAGUUGUUGCCCAAAUCUUUCGGUACAGAAUGUUUUUGUAGAAACACAUGACAGAAGUUUUCCCUUGGUGGCGUUCUUCACCAACAGUUCGAAUUCAGAAGCCCCGAGCUCCCGUUUGAGAAGCCGUCUGCAAAGCCUCCGUAGGCUUCCCGGCAGGGGAAAUCCAUCAUCUAGAUUUCGCCAAAGCGGACUUCCGGCGGCGGGGACGCAGCGCGCAGACAUGGACCCGGCGGGGCCUUCCGCGCCCGAGUCGACCAGCUGGUCCGAGGCCCAGGCCGGGCGGGACACAGUCCCGCUCCCGACCGGUGUCUUCCAGGUUGCAGAAAGGUUGCAAAAAAGGAUAUGCGCGCUCUGCCCCAAAGACCUCGAGUGUAGUGUCCUGUACUUUGCACAGUCAGAGAAUAUAGCUGCUCAUGAAAACUGUUUGCUGUAUUCCUCGGCACUUGUGGAAUGUGAGGACCAUGAUUCAUGUAAUAAUGAUAGAAAUUUUGAUGUGGAAUCAGUAAAGAAAGAAAUCAAGAGAGGAAGGAAGUUGAAAUGCACGUAUUGUGGGAAAAAAGGAGCCACCGUGGGAUGUGACUUAAAAUCCUGUUCCAAGAAUUACCACUUUUUCUGUGCCAAGAAUGACCACGCAGUUCUGCAAGCUGAUGGACAUAAAGGAAUUUAUAAAGUGUUUUGCCAACAACAUGCUGACCCUGAAAAUGGUCUGCCAUCGGUGAAGCCUUUGUCUGGGGUCUUCCAUUCUCACUACAGUGAGCAGACCAAACCAAGACAUGCCCACUUUUCAGGAGUGAAAAGAAAAAGAGGAAAGAGGAAAUGUCUCUCAACAGGCAAUCAUGUACAGGACGCGAACAUAGAACGGCUCACGAAGGCUGCCGCAGCCGUUCAGAACGCAGUCCCGUGCUGCCCCGUCACCUGUGAUGAGAAAAAGAGAGCUCCUAUCCAGACAACACUGGAUCGCUUUUUCAAGAGGGUAGAUAGAAUUGAAUCCGGCAAGGAACCAGAACCUGUGCCAGCAGCCUCAGGCCCACCUCAGAGAAUGGCAGUGAAGAAGGAAAAGGGCAGCAGACACACAGAUGCAAUUGUGAAAGCUGCUUUUCUCAAGAAAUGUAAAGAAGCAGGGCUUCUUGAUGCUUUAUUUGAAGAAAUAUUAGACAAACUUCAUUUGAUUCAGGAAAGACUCAUGGAUGAGACCACUGCAGAAUCAGACUAUGAAGAAAUCGGGACUUCACUUUUUGACUGUAGACUGUUUGAAGACACGCUUGUAAACUUUCAAGCAGCAGUAGAGAAUCAAAUUCAUGAAUCUGAAGACAGGCGACGGCAGCUGAAGGAAGAGAUUGAGCUACUUCAGGACUUAAAACAAACCUUGUGCUCUGGGCUUCAGUCAAGUUCCACUUCAGAUUCUUCUCUGUCUUCUUAAGAAGGACCAUUUCCUAAGCCAGGAAUCGAGCACAGUUGCAAGUAGGGUGAAAGCUGGAGACUGGCCUGUGAAAGCCACACACCUUCAGCACCAGGUCCCUGGGGUGUCUCUGCUCCUUGCCCGCUCUUACCUGUUCUUGCUGAUGGGCAUCUGAUGCCUGGUUACUGCCUCCCCUCCUUACGGUCAUCUCACUUCUACCUCUCUCCCACUAGUAACGUAUUCCUCAGAGUCUACUUGAGUAAAUUAGACCAUGCUUCCCAUGGCUCUUAAAAAUCCUUUCGUGGCCUCUUCCCCUCCCCAACUCCAGUGAGCUAAGUGGAUGCCAGGUGCUCCUGCCCCAGGGCCUUUGCACGUUCUGCUGUGUGGUCUUCACCGAGAUCGUCCUUUCUCCUCACGUCUCUUCUCGGUGUAAGCCACUGUGUUGCACAUCAAACCACUGGAGUAUAAGCAGCCUAUGGGCAGAAACUCCCAUUCAUAAGUUUUUCUCCUUGUCACGUUUCUAGCAGCUAGCAUGCUCAGUAAACGUUAAAUGCAUAAACUGUUUUUAUCUUUUGAGACUAGUUCCAGCCCAUAAUGCCUCUUUGAUAUAAUAAAUUUUAAUAUUAUACAUUA
Odocoileus virginianus texanus is the source of this 4688-nucleotide messenger RNA. The record is from RefSeq and is a predicted model, not a curated record. NCBI's taxonomy places the organism in Eukaryota, Metazoa, Chordata, Mammalia, Artiodactyla, Cervidae.